Calidris pugnax (ruff) is the source of this 6101-nucleotide messenger RNA. It is a transcript of the gene ARHGAP28, whose product is annotated as Rho GTPase activating protein 28. The record is from RefSeq and is a predicted model, not a curated record. The transcript is spliced from 15 exons. The coding region runs from base 164 to 2197 and encodes 677 amino acids. Lineage: Eukaryota; Metazoa; Chordata; Aves; Charadriiformes; Scolopacidae. Gene Ontology annotation, biological process: signal transduction; negative regulation of stress fiber assembly; regulation of small GTPase mediated signal transduction. Gene Ontology annotation, cellular component: cytoplasm. Gene Ontology annotation, molecular function: GTPase activator activity.
GUCUCAGUUACACAGCUCUCCUGACAGCAAACGGUGGCGAGAGGCUGCUACGGAGUCAGGACAUGCACUCCCGCUCGUGACAGGACCUCUUGGCCUCCCAUCGGGGCCUGUCAGCACCCUCCUCGGUCGCCUUUGUCACCGGCAGCAGGGCCGACAUGCGCCUAUGACCAUGGAGAUGAAGGACUCGGGCAGCGUGGUCCUGACAGCCUACCAUCCCCACAGCCCGGCCAGGAUCCCAGGCAUGGAGCAGAGCUUUGUGCAGGACAUCCCCCCCAGCCAUUCGCCCAGCAGCAGAAAGUCUCUCCCUCGUUGUCGAAGAAUCAAUAGGAUGCUUUCCAAUGAGUCGGCACCUCCUCCUGCAUUCAGUCGCUCCAACUCACAGGCCUCCAUGGACAGCACCUCCAUGGAGGACUUCUGGUGUGAAGUGGAGAGCAUCAAGGAGAGCAGUGGAGACGGAGCUGAAGAAGCAACACUUUUGGAGUUCAAACCUGCUGAUGAAGGGGAGCUGGAGGCGGAAUGGCUGCAAGAUGUAGGUUUGUCUACGUUGAUCUCGGGAGCUGAAGAGGAGGAUGGCCAAGCCCUGCUGUCCACUCUGACCCGAACUCAAGCUGCUGCCGUACAGAAGAGGUACAACACGUACACUCAGACCCUGAGGAAGAAGAACAAGCACACAGUCCGGGAUGUGCGAGACAUCUUUGGCACCAAUGACUCUUCUCCCACAUUUGAGACAGUUCCAGUGUCACCAGUUCCUUCUAAUGGUAUCCAGCUUCCUGGGCAGAAGCCAGUUUGGAAAUCAGUUAGCUCUAAUAGCUGUCUAGACUGCGGACUAGAUAAAGGCAGCCCAUCCGUAACAGAAGAGCUCUCCUAUGAGGUCUCUUUCUCAGAAUCCAUUGCGGUCCUUCCAAAAACCCAAGAAUGGCCGAAAAACCAGAGGUUCAAAAAGGAAGACUCUGCUUUGCCUAAAUUCAUUGUUCGGAAAAGCCGGUUUGGACUGACAGAGGUUGGAGACCUCUCUCCUGAAGACAUGAAGAAGAUCCGCUACCUCUCCCUGAUUGAGCUGACGGCCUUCUACGACGCACUGGGGGUGGAGCUGAAGAGGAACCGCGCGGAGAGGGUGCGGGGACGAGAAAAUGGUCUGUUUGGAGUCCCUCUCACCGUACUGCUGGAGAAUGAUCAAAAGAAGGUUCCUGGAAUAAAAGUUCCCCUCAUCUUCCAAAAAUUGCUGCUCAAGCUUGAGGAAACAGGUUUAGAAACUGAAGGAAUUCUACGAGUGCCUGGAUCUGCCUCCAGAGUCAAAAAUCUCCAUCAAGAACUUGAGGCAAAAUUUUAUGAAGACACUUUUGACUGGGACCAAGUACGAAAUAAUGAUGCAGCCGGACUGCUGAAAAUGUUUAUAAGAGAACUCCCAAGCCCUCUCUUCACAGUAGAAUAUCUGCCUGCUUUCAUCACACUAGUGGAAAAAAUCUCCAAGAUCAAGUUACAGCUACAAGCUUUGCAUCUGUUGAUCAUGCUGUUGCCUGAAGCCAACAGAGACACAGCCAAGGCCUUUCUUCAAUUCCUGAAGAAGGUGGUUGCUAAUGAAGGGAAAAAUAAAAUGAAUUUGUGGAAUGUUUCUAUGAUUGUUGCACCAAACCUCUUCAUCUACAAAGGGAAACGUGCAAACCAACAAGAAAUGCAAGCAGCCGCCACCACAGCGCACAUCGUGCGGCUUUUAAUUCGGUACCAGGACAUCCUGUGGACAGUCCCAUCCUUCCUGAUUUCCCAAGUGAGAAAAAUGAAUGAGGCAGCAAUGAAUAACAGUAAGAGGCAGCUGAUGUUUGACAAAGGAGUGAGAAAACUUCUGAGGAGAAAGACCAUGGAACGGGAGAGACCCGAAAGACCAGAGGGAGCUGUCACUUUUCCCCCAUACCUGCAGUCUGACAUACCCGAGGGGGUGAUAAGAGUUUAUGCUCCACUACAUUCAAAAGUCUCUAUGGCAAUUCAACUGAACAGCCAAACAAAAGCCAAAGACAUCCUGGCUCGAUUCCACUGUGAAAACAGCCGCGGUUCAUCACAGAACAUGAGAGGCCAGGUCCAAAGUUUACAUGAAAUCGGAGGAAAUAUAGGUCAGCACUGUUUGGAUCCGGACGCCUACAUGUUAGAUGUCUACCGUGCAAAUCCUCAGGCAGAAUGGGUGAUAAAGCCAAAAGCGAGCUGAAGCAGGAGGCUGUGGCGUACUGGACAAAAGCCAAAUGGACAAGAGUGGUGCCUGUCAUUUUAAGAAGCUCUUGGCAGAAACGAAACAUAAUGGUAGCUACAGGAUAACAUUCCUUCCUACUGUACUGUCCAACUGACGUUCGCCGUGUACUACUUUUGGUAUACCAAAAGCAUCAUCACUCCAGCUUCUAAUCCACCUGAAAAUACCACAUCGGUUAUGCUUUCGUAGGGGUUACACUUGUGGCAGUUGCCCCAGGAGGGUGGCCCAAGGUACGGUGUGCAGAAGACAACCUGUGGCAUACAGAGUUGCUCGUUUCCUGACCUGGUGUUAGACCAUGAGCUUUUGGAAAGAAUCCAGUGGCAUCCGUGGAUGCCUGAAACACUACCCACCACAGCGUGACACAGACAUUCAUGAAGAGAAGGUGUCUAUCAAGCCUGGGAGAGGAGCUCAACCUGCAGCGGUGCCAAGACGUAGCUGUGUGACAAAAAUCAAACCUUUCUGCUGAAAGUAAAGCUGUACAGUGUGCGUUAUGGCAAUAUUUAUGUCUCUCGGUCACUCCCCAUGAGUACCUGAUGCUGGGGGAGGGAAGGGAGGAGGGAGGAAGAACUACUGUAUAGACAGCUAUACUGCUUUAUAUAUGUGCCACUGUAUAUAUUAUUCCUGUCUUCCAAAAUCAUCCGUCUGGAUUACAUUACUGCGUGCAAUUGUAGCGCCACAAACCGGUUUCUCCUUCCUUCCCCUGUCAUGCACACGAGCUUCGGGAGACAAACGCUAGGUGAGGAGGGGCCUGUUCCCCUAAAUCUGCCUUUUAUUUCAUACUCUCAAAUUUAAGUCUGUGUAAUGCCAUGAUAUAUGUUUUAAUGGUGCCAUCAACCUUUUUGUUAAACAUUAUAGUUUCUUAAUUUGUAACCUAAUUAUUAUUUUCUUUUGUUUAUUUUAGCUUUAAUAUGUAAGCAAUUUUUAUACUAUUCAGCUGCAUUGAGAAGAGAGAUCUUUAUCUGGAUCUUGUAUAAUACAGCAUGGAGAGGAAAAGCAGCUUCCAAUGAGCAGAGGGAUUUAAUCCUCUUAUUUAACAUUUAAACAUGAGGGCGUUCAAACUGCAGCCAAACUAGGCCCAGUUGUGCUGGGGGUUUUACAAACACACAGCAAAUUGCAGCUCCUUUUACAGAGGGCAGGCGGUCUGUGAAAACACACAGGGUGUCAAGAGCACAGGGGGCUGCAACUGCAUUGGGAAUCCAGUGCAGCAAACGUAGGACAGUAUGUCCCAUUAGUAACCAGUCACAAGGGUGAGCACCAUUCUUCACCUAAUCCCCUCAGUUUGGGCUAUUCUUGAUAGAACUAGAGCCCGUUUGUUGAAUAGGGAAAUGACAAGUCCCUAAAAAACAGCAAAUAUUUUUUUCAUCUUUGUCUUAUGCAAAAAAUGGGAACCAAAGCCUUCAACUGCACUGCAGUGUCUCCGCUACGGGAGGAUGACAUUGCACAAGGAAUUCACCUGAGCAGUGGGGUUUGCUCCCGAUCUGGAUGCACAGAGGAGGUAGAAGCUGGUGCUCUGUUUACCAGGCAGCAAUGUAGAAGCCUUCUGAACCAAGUCCUCCAGGGGAACAUUCAUACGCUGUCCUGCAGGGAAUGCUGGUAACUGGUGAUGCUCUGCUGAAGUCGUGCGGUGGAGAUUUUCACAUUCUAGGAACCCUGCUUCUGGGCCAAAGUGAAUGGUGUUCUCCAGUAGUUACUUUCACUGUUAGUGUUCAGUGAAAGAUAGCAACAUUGAAUCAGUAAUUUUACCAGCAACAAUAACGUCUACAGAGGGCAGACACCGUCUUUCUUCCUUAUCUUCUGAUAAAAAUGAUAAAAUUUAGCAACAUUGUCUUUUUUUUUAAAAUAAUGGAAUUUUUUACUUUCCUUUUUUUUUUUUUAAAUCUCCCCUUAACACUAACGGAUGCAUAGUUGCAGCCAGGAAAAGACCAGGACAGUUGUAUUAUAAAAUACGCUGCUUAUUUUGACAACUAUUUAUUUUAAGUAUGUGAGCGAGAGUAAAUCUGUGGUUUGUUCAUAGAACUAAGCAUAAACGUUUUGUCAGGUGCUUUGUUCCCAGUUCCCUUUAGUUCCCUCUGUGGGAAUGGACCACUCUUUCUACGAUGCUGCCCUUCUUUCUUAGCUGUAAAAGAGAACUAGUAUUUUCCUUAUAAACGUGACACAGGAAUUAGUUGAGUUAAAUUCUGCUCUCAGCUGCAGCCAAACCAUCCCCUGGGCAGAACAGGAGUUAUAAACAUCCAUCUAGAAGGACAAACUCAGCAAAGGGAUUUAAUGUAGAAAGUGCUUUGAACGUGAAGAGCAUCAUAUAAAUGCUAAGCAUCAUUGUAUUUAUAGCCAACGAAAGAGCUUUGAUGACUAUACAGAAAGCCUGAACAUUAACUAAAGAAUUUGGAAUGUUGUAGCAAAUGAGAUAACUUUCUACCGUACUUUCAGACAAAUACAUUGACUUCCUCCAUCUUGCCCACUCACUUCAAGCUGUGUUCUCAGUGGCCGUGCGAGGGAAAGGACAGAGCACCCCUGGGCUCACACGGUACCUUGCUCAGCACGUUCUGGACCCUGAAGGAAGGACUUCAUCAAAUUUUUUUCUGAAAUGGAUCUCACUGUAUUCUGCUCAGGAUAGAAGGGUGUUUUUGAAAGACUUUCACCUUUUACCACUUUGCAACUUAGGAAAGCCAAAUCCGAUGUAAUGAAACCCAUCCUGUGCACACCUGUUUUAUACUAAAAAUCGCCUAUAACUUUACAAGACAUGCAUAUUAGCAGAUGAACUAGAUUCUACGCCCAGUGCCCAGACUGCUACAGCAUGGCCAAAUACCUGCUGUCUCUGCAACAGAAUGGCAAAAUUCUUUUUUGAUACAAAUGGACCUAAUGACCCAUGUGUACUGUGGUUAAUACUGUUACACAUUAAGUUGUUUUGUGUUGUUGUGGUACACUAACUUGAUUUAAUAUGCAGCAGACAAACUGAAAAAUCUCUGCGAUAUUUUUGAAUAUGAAGUUUCAACUUCAGGCCUUAUAUUUCAAACUGCUGGUGGAGAUAACCUGGAAUUUUGCUCCUUCUAGCAGCAGCUGAAGUCAAAACCAAGUUAUGGUAGGUUUGUCACCUGACAAAAAGGAACACAUGCGGAAAGCUACACAUAAAAAAAAGUGGUAGCAAGUAGGAAAACUUAUUCAGCAAACUCCAAAGAUGCCUCAAGCAUUUAUGUACUCCAUGGUUCUACAAAGACAGCAUUUUGCAUAUCAACACAUAGAGAGAGAAAGUGUUGCAAGAAGUAGGUAUUGGAAACAGACUGGAAUGCUCUAACCUGUUUAUGCAGCUAACGCCAUUAGAAUGUGUGCGUGUGUGCAAAUGUGUCAGUGUCUAUGUAUAAAAUUAACUACCUCACUCUGCAUUUUCCAGGAAAAAUAUUUUGGCUUAGAGGGUUAAUACUCCAAAAGUUUCUAUUAUUAAUUUCACCUCUCUACUAGUCUUUUGCAUUGAUAAAAUAUUUCUCCUUUAAUUUGGAAAUUACAAAAAAAAAUUUAAAAAUUAAAAGGCAUACUUCAGGAUAUGCAUGCAGUUUUAUCCAAACCGUGUUGCCUCAAUUACUGCUUGUAAUGUGAACCUUAUGAGACCAGAUCUUGGGGUUAAUAGAUAACUAAUACAAAAAUACCGUGUUUUUACUUUUCAAUGGCUUUCCAUGAAUGUGUGUCUUCUCUGGAAAAUAAUACAAUGCCACUAAUCAAAGCAAAAUGUUUGUACGUACGUUUCUCUUACAAUCCUCAUUAUGUUAUGUGUUUUGUUGAAGUAAGCCCACACGUUAAGUGUAUUUGUACAGCAGAAUGUGACCAUUGUAUUGUAUCUAUGUCAAAAAUAAAAACAAUACCAACAAAGAAA